CCAUCAUGUGCAUGUGUGUUUGCACUUUGCGUGUAUGUGUGUGUGUAAGGUCCUGCUAUAUUACAGCUGGCUGAUGUAAAAGUGAAGCAAUGAGAUCACUCAUAAGGAGAGGCGGGGUGCUAUAAAAGCUCAAAUGAAGCAUUGAUAAUGCGCAGAAACUGGACAGGUGAAGCAGACGAUGUCACUCWGUGAAUUUAGGGAUUUUCUGAAGAAACAACUCUUGAAAAGUCUUUAAGGAGAACUUCUCAAAAGCUGUCGUGGAGAUAAAUAGAUCCAAACUGAGCGGAGUCUCAAAAACAAAUCAGUUUUUGAUACUUUUUAAAGUUCACAAACAACUUUUUUAACUGCAGGAGUUGCUGCUGCCAGAGGCUGUUGAAGCAUCAGUUUUGAAAAUGUGUUCAGGAGGCUUUGCGAAAUGUCUGGGCAUUACCCUGCUGCCUCUGUCGAUUCUGUGCGUGCUGUGCAACAUCCUGCUCUUCUUCCCUGGAGGACACGUUGUGGAAAGUGAUCAGAUCACAAAACAGGUCUGGUUCUUUGGGGGCAUUCUGGGAUCAGGAGUGUUGAUGAUCUUCCCAGCUCUGGUCUUCCUGGGCCUGAAGAACAACGAUUGCUGCGGCUGCUGUGGAAAUGAAAGCUGUGGGCGGAGGUUUGCGAUGUUGAGCUCGAUACUGUUUGCAGCCGUUGGUGUUUUAGGUGCAGGUUACUCAGUUGUUGUGUCCGGCGUGGCCAUCAACCAAGGACCUUCCUGUGAGGUGCACAACAGCAACAGCACUGCCAACGCAACGGAAUGGAGGCACCCCUUUGAGAAUGGGAACUACCUCUCGAACAAGACUCUUUGGGAUGCCUGCCUACAGCCGAAGAACGUGGUACCCUGGCAUCUGACUCUGUUCUCCAUGCUGCUGAUAAUGGGUCUGAUCCAGAUGGCGCUGUGUGCUGUGCAGGUGAUCAACGGCCUGCUGGGAGCUCUGUGUGGAGACUGCUGUGGCUGCUGUGGAGGGAGCGAUGGGGCCGUUUAAGCACCUCCUAAGGCUGAACGAAGUCUUACCGAUAUUUAUUCUGUUUCCUGAGGAUUACUUUUUCCAUUGAUCUUUUUAUUUUUUUUAGAUUUGUGAUUCUGGAUAAAGCUCAUAGAUUACAGUGCAUGACCCUAAAACACUGUUGAAAUGACGGAGCUUUAUACUCUCUAGAAAACAAAACCCUAUCAUUCUUAAGAUAAUUGUUUAUCUGUUGGCUCAGAUUUUCACUGCACUCAUUAAUUUUUCCUCCUGCUGUGUAUUUAUUUAGUUUCACUGUUUUUUGUUUUGUUUUUGUCUCUCACAUGGUUAUAAGUAUAGAUUUUUUUAUGAGCAGUCAAACUUCAUGACUGCCCCCUACUGGGCAGCAAACGCUACUGCAAGAAAGAUCCACCUGCAUCUUCAUUAAAAAUCAAGUUAACCAUCACAUUAUUAACAAAGGACUUAGAUAUUUUUUUGUUUAAUCUGAUGUGUUGCAGUAACAUUUUUUACAAGGACUCAUUUGCAUUUGAUUUUAUGGGAUUUUAACUUGAUUGAUGCACCAAUAAAGUUGAUCUUUCUGAAGUUCACUUAAAA
Molecule: messenger RNA, 1589 nt
Organism: Austrofundulus limnaeus
Lineage: Eukaryota; Metazoa; Chordata; Actinopteri; Cyprinodontiformes; Rivulidae
Gene: tm4sf4
Product: transmembrane 4 L six family member 4
Exons: 5
Coding region: 393-1016 (207 amino acids)
Cellular component (GO): membrane
Source: RefSeq, a predicted model, not a curated record